Molecule: messenger RNA, 2086 nt
Organism: Oryza brachyantha (malo sina)
Lineage: Eukaryota; Viridiplantae; Streptophyta; Magnoliopsida; Poales; Poaceae
Product: 9-cis-epoxycarotenoid dioxygenase NCED2, chloroplastic-like
Exons: 1
Coding region: 1-1719 (572 amino acids)
Biological process (GO): carotene catabolic process
Cellular component (GO): chloroplast stroma
Molecular function (GO): carotenoid dioxygenase activity
Source: RefSeq, a predicted model, not a curated record
AUGACUGGUGCCUACUCAGCUGCAUUAAGCACUCCUGCUUCAUGGCAGCUGAAGAGGAACAUGUCCUAUCUGUGCCCUGCUGCCACAGCUAAUGGUGGUGCACAGCCCUGCAGCUGGCCUCUUCACAAGCGCCGCGAAACUGCACCUUCGCUGCCAGUCUUGAUCUACGAUGGCCUGGACAGGGUAAUCGACAGGUUCCUAGAUCCACCGGAGCUGCGACCAUCAGUCGACCCUAGUCGCGUGCUGUCCGGCAACUUCGCCCCUGUUCCUGAGCUGCCACCGACGCGCUGCCCCGUCGUGCGUGGAUCCAUCCCGCCAUGCCUCGCCGGCGGCGCGUACAUCCGCAACGGGCCUAACCCGCAGCACCGCCACCUCGAGCGGACGUACCAUCUCUUCGACGGCGACGGCAUGCUCCACUCCCUCCUUCUCCCCUCUCCCUCGUCGACACUGCUGCCGGAGCCCGUGCUUUGCUCGCGCUACGUGCGUACGAACAAGUAUCUCCUGGAGCGUGAGGCCGGAGCAGCGUUGUUUCCCAACUAUUUCGCUGGCCUCCAAGGGGUGGCUGGCCUGGCCCGUGCGGUGGUCAUGACUGCUAGAUCGCUAACGGGGCAAAUAGACAUGAGUAGGGGCUUUGGGCUGGCUAACACCAGCAUCACUUUCUUCACUAAACGGCUGUAUGCACUAUGGGAAUCUGAUCUUCCAUAUGCAAUGGGUAUCAACCCAGCCACUGGAGAGGUGACCACGCUUGGCCGAAGCGAUUUUGACAAUCAGCUCAUCAUUGGAAUGACAGCGCACCCAAAGAAAGACCCAGUGACCGGGGAGUUAUUUGCUUUCCGAUAUAGUAUGCUCCAGCCCUUCAUCACAUACUUCUGGUUCGACAUGGCUGGCAACAAGUCCAGUGAUGUGCCGAUCUUCUCCUCGCAACAACCAUCAGUGAUGCAUGACUUUGCGAUCACAGAGCGGUAUGCCAUCUUCCCAGAGACACAGCUCGUUAUGAAGCCGAUGAACAUGGUGCUAGGUGGUGGCUCAUUUGUUGGAUUGGACCAUUCCAAGGCACCACGUAUUGGUGUGCUCCCAAGGUAUGCCAAGGAUGAGUCAGAGAUGAGGUGGUUCGAUGUCCCGGGAUUCAAUUUGAUGCACACAACAAAUGCAUGGGACGAGGCCGACGGUGAGGAGAUUGUGCUGGUGGCACCCAACAACCUAUCCAUUGACCACAUGCUAGGAAACAUGGAGCUCUUACAUGCUCGUGUUGACAUGCUACGCAUAAACCUCAACACCGGUGAUGUGUCGUGCACCGCACUAUCACCAGAGAGCCUCGAGUUUGGUGUGGUUCACCAGGGCUAUGUUGGCCGGCAGAACCGCUAUGGGUACUUUGGUGUCAGUGGCCCGAUGCCAAGGAUUUCUGGGAUAAGAAAGCUUGACUUUGAUUGCGUUGGUACCGGUGACUGCACGGUUGCACGACGAGACUUUGGUCCUUGGUGCUUUGCCGGGGAGCCAUUUUUCGUGCCUGACAACAUCAACGGAGAUGGCAAUGAGGAUAGCGGCUAUGUGUUGUGCUACACACAUGAUGAAGUCACCGCAGAGAGUCGAUUUGUCGUGAUGGAUGCGAGGUCUCCAGAGCUAGACAUUGUUGCUGAGGUGCAGUUGCCUAGUCGUGUCCCCUAUGGCUUCCAUGGUCUCUUUGUCACACAAGCCGAGCUACUUGCGCUGCAUCAAUAAUCAUAUUCAUAUAUACCAAAAUCACUGUAACCCCUUUAGAAUUAUAGUACAACAAAUAUCGUUAUAUGUAUCCAUUCUCCAUUACAUAUGAAUUAUUGCAAAAGGAAGAUGAACUAUGGAAGAUUGAGCAUAAAUUCUUCCAUGGUCUAGGUCCAUUUAUUUUAUCCUCAUGGAUAACCAUACAUGUGAGAAGGGAUUAAUUAUAGGGCAAGCCCUUACAUAUCAGGCACCUGACCGCGUGCAAAACAUCGGGUUGCAUCCAAUGUUGUCUGAUCCUAUUGUCUCUCACACAUUCCACCUCGUUCGAAUGAAACAUUCCUCUAUUAACCUGCCGAAACAUAUGCAUGCUUUAGUUGCAAAAUGUCUG